CUUGAUUUUUCAAAGCUGUUCCUCUCGAUUUUUCAAAGCUGUUCCUCUCGAUUUUUCAAAGCUGUUCCUCUCGAUUUUUCAAAGCUGUUCCUCUUAGCUAAUUUGUCUGACGUACUUGCAAACGCAAAUCAAAACAGUGACGCUCGAGGACUCACUAGUAAUACUCACCUAACGUCUCAUUCACCUCGACACGAAUCUUCAGGAGAGUUUUCAACAUAAUUGAAAAAAAAAACGCACACAAUGCCUUCUCACCACCAUCUCUCGUCCGAUUUCACCUACUCCAUGUGGGAUCAUGCUUCGAAGAACUCGCGCCAUCCUUAUAGCAAUCCUUACAUCACCCACAAUCCUCUUACUUCUCUACAACCGCAACCUCGACCCACCCUUUCAACACCAGGUCUCCGCCCCAGCAAACUCAACCCUCGGCUUCGGCACCAUCCUAGCCGUCUCCCGCCCGCACUCCCGACGCCAACCAGGUCUCCUCUGGGCAGCCAACCUUACAGACCUCGAGAUCGUCAUACCACAUCAGCCAGAAUGGACGGAAGCAGAACUAGACGCGUUCCGCCUCACCUCAGACUCUGCGAUCUCUGAGGGUAGCGCAAGGGCAUGGCUCGGACACCUCAAUGCCCUACGCUGUUUUCUCGACACGGGGAAAGAAACAGCACUCAUUAUCGAAGACGACGUAGACUUCGAUCUCUCCAUUCGAAGCCAUCAAAUCCCCCUCCUUGCCCCCGUCGUCCGCAGCCUCCUCUCGAACACCUCUUCGGCCCGAUCCAGUGUUGAUGAAAGGUACUGGGGCGACACCAACACCUGGGACAUCCUCUACCCGGGGCACUGCGACGACGCUCUCCCUUCCCCGCCAGGGGACUCAUCUGGCAACCCAACCAACCCUCUCCUCUCGCACCCUCACCUCUUCUACCCCGACCCUUCCAUCCCCCCACACACCCUCUUGCACCCCGAUACGAGUAACUUCCUCCGCGCCCUGCGCGUUCCAGAAUCCACACGCAUACUGCACCGCACAUUCGCGCCCUUCUGCACAUUCGCGUAUGCCGUGAACCGCCGGUCCGCAGAGAGGAUCGUGAAAGAGUUCAGCAGGGAGAGGGAAGGGGUCGAGGCGUUUGAUGUGCAGUUGCUGAAGGCGUGUGGGGAGGGGUUGAGGUGCUUUAGUGUGGGGCCAGAGAUUUUUCAUCAUGCGGAUGGGGGGAGUGAGAUUGCGAGUGUGGAUCGUGGGGUUGAGGGCGGUGUUGAACUGGUACGUGAUAUAGAAGCGUUGCGGAAAGGGACGUGGAAUUUGCGGUGUGGAGCGAGACAUGGGCAGUUGUGGGUGGACGAGGAUGACGAGGAUGGGAGAGCGAGGGCGAAGGAGGUGGUGAUGAGGAUGCUGGAAAGAGGAGCGGGAGAGUGCCCGAUUGAUCUUGUAAAGGCGGAGAGAAGCUGGAAGGGCUGUGAGUGGGGGGAGUGUGGUGCGCAGUCGUAGAGCAGCACAUGCGCACAUCUAAAAGAUACAGCAGCGAGUUUGGAGAUGGGCAAAUGAAGACUCCGAUUCCUAUGUACAAUUAGAUGCCGUCCCACCCAUCCUAUCUGCCAUGAGGUAUCAUUGUCUGCGACCAACCAUGAUCGAUGAAGUCCCGAACGCCUGCUGCUAUGA
Molecule: messenger RNA, 1645 nt
Organism: Macroventuria anomochaeta
Lineage: Eukaryota; Fungi; Ascomycota; Dothideomycetes; Pleosporales; Didymellaceae
Product: glycosyltransferase family 25 protein
Exons: 2
Coding region: 293-1474 (393 amino acids)
Source: RefSeq, a predicted model, not a curated record